Molecule: messenger RNA, 1782 nt
Organism: Ramularia collo-cygni
Lineage: Eukaryota; Fungi; Ascomycota; Dothideomycetes; Mycosphaerellales; Mycosphaerellaceae
Product: related to flavoprotein involved in K+ transport
Exons: 1
Coding region: 1-1782 (593 amino acids)
Molecular function (GO): flavin adenine dinucleotide binding; NADP binding; N,N-dimethylaniline monooxygenase activity
Source: RefSeq, a predicted model, not a curated record
AUGGCCGAAAUCGAUGUCACGCAGAAUGGCUCCCUCGAGCAAGAAACCAACCAUGCUAACGGCACAGACAUCCCUCCCCCUCCAACAGCCCAUGCUCACUCUUCUCGUAUGUCCAACAUAAGCAUACCCUUGAAUGACGUCCCAGCCUUUACACCCACCAAAAGACUUCGCCUCGCAAUAAUUGGAGCUGGUUUCUCUGGCAUGUCGAUGGCCCACAAACUUCAGUAUAAAUAUGCCGAAGAGUUCAAAGAUCUACUAGACUGGAAGAUCUAUGAGUCUCGAUCCACAGUUGGAGGGACAUGGGACGCCAACACAUAUCCCGGUGUUCGCUGCGACGUCCCUUCGGCGAUCUACUGUUUCCCUUUUGAGCCCUACCCGGAAUGGUCCCACUUCUUCAGCCGGGGGGAGCAGAUUCAGGAGUACUUCCAGAUGGCCGUAAAGAAAUGGAAACUGGAUCAAAACGUCCUGUUCGACCAUUAUGUCCGCGAUGCCAGAUGGAUCGAAGAGCAGAGCGAGUGGAAGCUGGAGAUCUCAAAGAAUGGCGGUGCAGAGACAUUUACAGACCAUGUGGAUAUCCUCAUCUCAGCCCGCGGAUUCCUCUCGAGCUGGAACUGGCCAUCUAUUCCUGGCAUCGAGACAUUCCAGGGGAAGAAAGUCCACAGUGCUGCUUGGGACCAUUCUUACGAUUACACCAAAAAGAAGAUCGCAGUGAUUGGCAACGGAUCGAGUGGAAUCCAGAUCUUACCCGWAAUGGUAAAACCCGAGUUGCGAAAUGAAGUGACCAGUUUCCAACGAACACCCACUUGGAUCUUCUCUCGCAGUGCACCCGCUAAGAUUCUCGGCGGCGAGGAUCCAGAUCCAAAUCCUGCGUACACCGAGGAGGAUAAGCAACGCUUCCGAGAUCCAGCAGAGUUGCGAAAGUAUCGUAAGACCGUACAGGGGAGCGUGAACAAGAAUUUCAAGCUCUUUGUCAAAGGCUCGGAUUACAAUACCGAGAUGACGCAGUUUGCGAUUGAACAGAUGAAGGAAAAGCUGAAUCAUGAUCCUGUGCUGUGCGAGAAGCUGAUACCGAAGUAUGAGCUUGGCUGCAGGAGAAUCACGCCAGGAACGGGAUACCUCGAGGCCUUCACGCAACCAAAUGUGCAUCUCGAAAACAGCGAGAUUUCACACAUUACAGCCUCAGAGAUCCACACCAAGGAUGGGAACUCCCGUGAAUUCGAUGUAAUAAUCUGCGCGACGGGUUUCGACAUCUCCCAGGUCCCAUCUUUCCCUCUCAUCGGCAGGGAUGGUGUCAGCUUAGCAGAGAAGUGGAAAGAUGAGCCCGAGAGCUAUCUAUCACUGGCAUGCCCUGACAUGCCCAAUCUCUUCUUCUUCACUGGGCCCAACGCCACAGUUGGCCACGGCUCACUCAUCUUCUCCCUUGACUGGUCGGCCGAAUGGAUGAUUCGGUGGAUACAGAAAAUGGCAUACGAAGACAUUGCAUGCGUGGCUCCCAAGCAGGAGGUGGUCGAUGAAUUCGUGAGAUAUGGAGACCAGAUCCAUAAGACGCUCACUUGGACUGGCGGGUGCCGGUCUUGGUACAAGGCCAACCGGGUGAAUGGAAGAGUGACGGCGACUUUUGCGGGAAGUGCGAUCCUCUAUGAGAAGCUCGUGAACGGCAGGUUGCGGCCAGAGGACUUCGAGAUCAAGUAUCGUAGCGCAAACCGGKGGAAAUUUUUAGGCAAUGGCUUCACCGGGUACGAAUUGCAGGACGGCAACGACCUCAGCUAUUACAUUCCGUAG